Colletotrichum karsti is the source of this 231-nucleotide messenger RNA. Its product is annotated as RNA polymerase N/8 kDa subunit. The transcript has 4 exons. Lineage: Eukaryota; Fungi; Ascomycota; Sordariomycetes; Glomerellales; Glomerellaceae. Gene Ontology annotation, cellular component: RNA polymerase II, core complex; RNA polymerase I complex; RNA polymerase III complex. Gene Ontology annotation, biological process: tRNA transcription by RNA polymerase III; transcription by RNA polymerase II; transcription by RNA polymerase I. Gene Ontology annotation, molecular function: zinc ion binding; DNA-directed RNA polymerase activity; DNA binding. Bases 1 to 231 code for a protein of 76 amino acids. The record is from RefSeq and is a predicted model, not a curated record.
AUGAUUAUCCCCGUUCGCUGCUUCUCCUGCGGAAAGGUCACCGGCGACCUCUGGGAGCGCUACCUCAAGCUCAUUGAUGACGGCAUUAUGGAUGGCGACGCCAUGGACCAGCUUGGACUCAAGCGCUACUGCUGCCGCCGUAUGGUCAUGACCCACGUCGACCUCAUCGAGAAGCUUCUCAAGUACACUCCGGACGGCCGCAACGAAAAGAAGAUGUCUCUGAACCCGUAA